UACUGCGACCUGAUUAUCACACCUCCAUGCAUAAGCGUCGCUGUCAGACGCUUUGCAUCCCCAUUGCUUCCGUUCGUUAGAGGUCCCGCUGGGAAGACGAAACUUCAUGAUAUUGGGGCAAGCCGGGACAUGGGCCAUUCUUGCUGCGCUCAAGAAGUGUACAACUUGUACAACCGUAUCCUAUCCACGUGCGCCGACAAGAGUGUUGGUGCAGCUACAGCCUCUCAUAGAAAUUCCUACCGACAGCAGUCUCCCAGCGAACAUCUCUUCUAGUGUGUGGGCCGCGGCUUUGGGCCGGCUUGGGCUCACGCUCCAGGCCGAGCCUAAGCCGGGGCUUUGAGCCCAAGCCGGGCCGGAACAUUACUGCGGCGUGACAGAUCGUAUAUGGCGGGCACGGUUGACCGGUACUCACCAGUUGACUUGAUGGUCUCGCACUUGGUGUCAAGCCGGCAAUGAGAGCGAGCUUGUAUCGCAGAUGCUAAUCAUUGAUUCGCGGGUUCAUUUGGCCAUACAGAUUUUCAUAAUACUAUCUUGGCUAUGACUCUAGUUCGUUCGAACAAUAUAAACGCCACCAUCAUCUUCGUGAUCAUCAACCAGGGAAGCUCGUUCUGUUCCCACCCUCGUUCGCAGGUCGGUUCCAGGGUCGAUUGGGUAUUGUUGUCGAGGUAGGGAAUAGGAAGGAACAUGAUAUCCUCUGAUAUCUACGCCCUUUAAUCACGUCACGAUCAUCUUCACAUGCCUAUGCUACCCUGGCAUCACCUCAUUUGAAUCAGUGCUCAGCGCUCC
This is a messenger RNA of Suillus clintonianus, 786 nucleotides long. RefSeq lists its product as uncharacterized. The coding region runs from base 107 to 340 and encodes 77 amino acids. The record is from RefSeq and is a predicted model, not a curated record. The transcript has a single exon. Lineage: Eukaryota; Fungi; Basidiomycota; Agaricomycetes; Boletales; Suillaceae.